GGACCCAGUCACCCACCGGCUCUGCCACUUCAUCGCCACAUGAGGGAGAAAACUACCCGUACAUAAACAGCGUCGACAGUUUAACCCAGCCAGUUUGCUCUCACCGGCCCCUUCGCGCCAGUCGGUAUUCCGAUACGUGUUCUCUUAGAAUCGAGAGACUGACUGGUAACGGAGUUUUUGCCCUCAUCUAAGACCCACAGAACUGGUGUCCUACGGUUGUUUCUAAGCCGCUGUUGUUUACAUGUCGAAAUUCCUUGUGUCUCGAUGAAUUUGCGAUGUCCCAACAGGAUCUGUCGUACGUUUUCCAGCCCAUCAUCCAUGAGCCAUUAUCAAAAUCCGAAAGCUGUGGCUUUGUUAGUAAGUCUUCAAAUAAAGACCUGGACUCUGGCCAAAAUGGGGAGCUUGUAUACAUGGAUCCAUACACCACCAACAAUGACAAGAACUCUGACGAGUCGGAACAGGUUCCUCUGUCACCACAGACCAAGCAAAAGGAAGAAAUAGAGGCGUUAGAGUGUCGUGAUGAGGCUCAUAAGUGCCGUGUCAAUCAUCCAAGGAAAGCCAUGUCGCUGUACUUGAAAGCUGGCAAAGCCCUUGUUCUAUGCAGCGAUGCGGAUACAGCACUAGACUGCUUCAGGUGUCUCAUUGUUCUAGCAAGCAACCAGCUCACCAAAGUAUUAGAGGAUAAGAAAAAAAUACCUAAAAAUCCUGUCGAGGAAAAAUCUCCUUUUUCUAGAUCACAGAGCUUGGGAUUUCCAGAAAAACAAAAUGAUGGAGCUGUGGACGAGGUCCGGCGCAAUUCACAUGCCGGCACUGUUGAAGCGAGUGCUGUUGUCAUGGAAACAGCAGAUGAAUGUGUCCAGGAAGUACAGGAAGUUCAAGACGAUGAAGUGUUCCUUGUCACGUGUGUGGAAGAAUCUACAGACAGCAUGGAGAACAGACCACCAUCUAAGUCUGAAGCCAUAGUUGUGAACCAUUGUGAGGAGGCCGUUUUGAUUGCGACAGAGCAAACGUGCAACGAGAUCAGUACUGUCGCUGAGUCGACCUGUCUGUCCGAUGGUGGAAAUCUCGUUUGUGAGAUGGUGGAAUGCGUUGAGAGUGACUCCCAUUCAGUCGAGUACGAAGUCGCCAUGUUGGACUCUAGCGACGAUGCUUUGAGUACGUUUAGUGCGACGAGCUCGGAGGAUAUUGUUCGAACUGUUAAUUCGGAAGUUGUGAUGGAAUGCUGUGAAAGCGAACUUAUGACCUCUGCGGACACGACCGUGACUCCGGAACAGAACGCUCUCAUACGGCGAGGAUACGUUGUAAGUGAGCUGAUCCACACGGAAGAGAGCUACAUACGGGACAUGGACCAUGUUUUAAAGGGUUACAUGUCCGAAAUUGCUGAUGCCUCCGCCCCAUCAGAACUUAAGGGAAAUCAGAAAUUUAUAUUUUCAAAUAUCCAAGAUAUUCACGACUGGCAUGCAAAUAAAUUUUACACGUUUUUAAAAGAUUGUGAAGAUAUGCCAUCACAACUAGGAGAUGUUUUUACUUACGCGGAAUCAAAAUUAGAAGAAUUGUACACAGUAUAUUGUCGAAACAAGCCCAAAUCCGACAGCUUGGUGAUGACGUAUAAAGACACGUUUUUCCAGGAAUGCCGUCACCGCUUGGGCCAUCGCUUACAGAUCACAGACUACCUGAUAAAACCAGUGCAGAGAAUAACCAAGUAUCAGCUUUUACUCAGGGACAUUCUCAAAUUCACGGAACGUGCUGGAGAGGACGGCUCUGAGAUACAGAAAGCCCUUGAUGUGGCGUUACGGAUACUCAAGCGAACAAACGACAUGAUCAGUGUCGCCAUGAUAGAAGGCUAUGACGCCAAACCGGACGACACGGGCGAUCUAAUAUUAAGGGAGACUCUGGUUGUUGCUGACGGAAAAGCCAAGCAGAAGAGUAGAGAGUGUAAUGUGUUUUUAUUUGAGAAGGUGAUCCUGCUGACUGAACCAAGCGAGGAGGGAGGACGUCCGACGCUUAGAUUUCUUAAUAGCAUCAAGGUUCGGGGCCUUGGUCAAACAGAGUCUGUGGAUAGCGAUCCAUGCAAGUGGGCCGUGUGGCUGCGCAAGCGCAGUGGCUCUGAGAUAUACGUGUUAAAGGCACCUUCAAUCGAGAUCAAGCAGAUUUGGAUGAAAGCAAUAAUUGAAUGCAACGAGAAGAAGAAACAAGGGCUGAUCAAAUCUGCCCUUAAUCGCGCAAGGACGUUCCGACGUGAAUGCGAAUUAAGAAGUUCAGGGAGUCCACCCCCAAGUCCCAAGUCCCUCUCUGUCGAGGAGCCCACCGCUGGUCGUAGAACAUUCGUCAAGCGCAAGACUUCAAAAAUCGGCACAAAAAAGAAACGCGGUCGGGACGCGUCUGAAAGACUCAAGGAGAACAUUCUUAAAUUUCGCCAGGAGGAACAAAUGCUCACCACGGCGGACACGGAGAGCGAAACAGACACUAAAGACAACGAUAAUAGUAACAGCAUGGCCUCAUCUAUUGACGACGUCAGCACUAUUCCGCCUUCGCCGGACACUCUAGGUCCGAUCAAGACUUUUUCGGACGCUGUUAUGCGGGUGAAUCAUUUGGAAGAACGUGCAAGACUGGAGGCAGAGGAAAACCAGCUCAAAAAGGUUCUUCUGCUGACCAGGAUGAUCGCGGCACGGCUAUUGCAGUUCAAAGACGUCGACCAGUCUCUCUCUCUGUACUCUGACGUCAUCGGCAGCGUAUUUCCUUUAGAUAAACUAAGAAAGCUCGACACAAUGUCUAGCAUGCGAGACGUGGUUCUUCAACAGUGUACUGAGCUGUAUGAAGUAUGGCGGUGGGAAGUGAUACAGAGUGGUGACCUAGAAGAAUCAUACUCUUCUAUGACAAGUCUUCUUAACGAAACUGCCGGGUUCAGCAGUUUACAGAAGGGUACAUCCUGGUCCGUGGUCUUGUAUUCCCUGGUCGCGAUAGCAGGAAGCCGAGAACAGAAAUGGAGGCAUGCAUCCCAAGCAUUUUACCGACUCUCGUUAGUCUAUAGCUCAUUACAAGUUUCUUGGUGUGCAAUUGACAGUCUUUUGGAUGCUCACUGGAUGUGCUGUCAGGCUGAGGACCAUCAAGGUGCCGUUAACUUUUUCUACAAUGCUUAUAUACGGACUCUUGCCUGUCGAGAUUUCCUGCGAUCUUUGAGGUUGGAACAGCAGGCAUUAUUCUUGAUUCAAAUGCUCAACUCCCGUGAUGGAAAUAACAACACCAACGACACAUCUUCAGAUAGCGAGUCGAGAGGUCUCGUCUCUGCCAGACAUUUGUCAUUCCUUAUCAACAUGAGCCGCGCCACCAGGCAAAAAGACUGGGCUUGGUUUGAGAUUGCCGAGACAGAACUCAACAGCAUUGUUAGCACGGGAAGUGGACGGCAGGCAGACACUGUUCUGUCAGCGGUGUUUAUGAAGAUCAGACGGUCUGUUGGAGAAACCGAAUGCUGAGACAGCACAGCUGCAGUAAAUUCCACGCGUUAACGAGGCGCACAGCUAGCCAAUUACAUUUCAAUAAAAAAAGACUGCUCAAUUUGCUAAAUUCACAUACAUUGUCCAAUAUCAGCAUACAAGCAUACAAUACAAUAGCGGUCACGAAGACGAGGACUUCAAGUUCUGAGUGAGAUGCAUGUAAAAUGAAUGUGUCAAUGGAUUGCAUGUCUAUCAAUAAAUCUUGUGUAACGUAAACUUCGACAAAUAUGUCUGUUUUCAAAUAUUGUAACAUAUAAAUCUAAUAUAAAUUAAAUCGUUUUUAAUGUAGCAAGUUGAACUCUUUUUUAAAUUAAUAAGAAUAAAGCUUUCUCAAAGAUUUUUAAA
This is a messenger RNA of Nematostella vectensis (starlet sea anemone), 3839 nucleotides long. RefSeq lists its product as uncharacterized. Gene Ontology annotation, molecular function: guanyl-nucleotide exchange factor activity. Gene Ontology annotation, cellular component: cytoplasm. Lineage: Eukaryota; Metazoa; Cnidaria; Anthozoa; Actiniaria; Edwardsiidae. The coding region runs from base 276 to 3473 and encodes 1065 amino acids. The transcript is spliced from 23 exons. The record is from RefSeq and is a predicted model, not a curated record.